AUGCUGCACGCUCCUCCUCGUGACCGAGAACCCCUCGUCGACCGACUCGAGCAGCGGCAUCUCGAUGGAGCGCACGUUGCCCCAGUAGUUGAUCUUGGCCAUACCCUCGAUCCGCUGCAGCGUCGGCAUCGACAGGUCCAUGCUGGCGCCGGGGGCCUCGUUCCUCCACUCGCUCGAAGACAGCUCGCGGCUCCAGUUUCCGAUAUUGCCCUCGACGACCUCGACGCCGUCGAGCGUUAUCUUUCCAGCGAGGCCCUGGGCCCAGAGGAUGUUCCCCGGAUCACCAUCUUUCUCCACAGGUCCUCUGAGCGGUGCCAGGGAGAGCCUGUCGACUUGAGCGCACUCGCCAGCCCAUGCGUGGGCGCGUACGCAACUCUCCUCGACGCAGAGCACUGGAGACUUCCUGCAAUUGCAAAUGUAGCAAAGCUCCAUAUCACGCAGUGA
Messenger RNA from Gaeumannomyces tritici R3-111a-1, 444 nucleotides. RefSeq lists its product as hypothetical. NCBI's taxonomy places the organism in Eukaryota, Fungi, Ascomycota, Sordariomycetes, Magnaporthales, Magnaporthaceae. The record is from RefSeq and is a predicted model, not a curated record. Bases 1 to 444 code for a protein of 147 amino acids. The transcript has a single exon.